Oreochromis aureus is the source of this 2280-nucleotide messenger RNA. Its product is annotated as programmed cell death 1 ligand 1-like. Gene Ontology annotation, biological process: cellular response to lipopolysaccharide; cell surface receptor signaling pathway; negative regulation of T cell proliferation. The transcript has 3 exons. Bases 389 to 901 code for a protein of 170 amino acids. Gene Ontology annotation, cellular component: external side of plasma membrane. Lineage: Eukaryota; Metazoa; Chordata; Actinopteri; Cichliformes; Cichlidae. The record is from RefSeq and is a predicted model, not a curated record.
AAGGAGGCGGUGCACGACUCCGACGGCCCAGACACAGACGCAAACAGCGGUAGUACAAGCAAAAAUGGUAGUCCCACAGGUUCACUACUGCGCAUUGCACUAGUGCAUGCUGGUGGAUGGAAGUUUGAUUGGAGGUAGACAUCAGCCACGAGAGGCUGUUCUAGCGUUGUGAUUCGAUAGUUCAGAUUUCGUACUUCCUUUUCAAAGACAAUGCACUGAAAGCGCCAAUCGCUAAUGCGAAAGAAGUGGUUGUUUUCACGGUAAAUAACUUUCAGUACCUAAUUAAUUAGUCAGUUUUUACACUGUGGUUCAGUCAUUUACAGUAAAUACCACCACCUUGGGACAUUUACAACCAUCCAAGUGUCGGAUCAUCAGCACUAACAAGGAAAUGUCUGCAUCUCUCUGCUGUUUCCUGUCUGUGGGGUUCCUCGUGUUUGUCUCUGCAGAACAGAAAAACAUCACAGCUGAGUCUGGACAGAACGUCACUCUGACAUGUCGAGCUCCAAACAACAAGAUCAUAGUUGUAGAGUGGAACAGACCUGAUCUCGGAGAAGAAUAUGUACUUUAUUACAAGGGUGAGCAAUUUAUUAAAGACAACCAGCAUCCAUCUUUUAAGAACCGUGUCAAUCUGCAGGACAGACAGAUGAAGAAUGGAGACGUGUCUUUGAUUCUAAAGAAUGUGACGACAGCUGAUGCUGGAACAUACGAGUGUCAUGUCUUCACGAGAGAAACCGGCUUAUGGAAUCUAAGCAUCAUCAACCUGAGUGUUGUUGAUCCUCCAGGUCCGACAGGAGGAGACACAGAGGAUGGAGGGAAGACCAAUGGAGUCAGUAGCAGACAUCCUGGACCAGUAGUGUUCUGUCAUUUGCUGUUUCUGUCGUUGUUGUGGCUGCUAUUUUGAACAGUACAAAACAGAAAAAAUACCUCCUCUCCCUCCACCUCAUGAUGAAUAUAAUUUCCAACAACUUAUUUGAAAGAAAAAGCACUUUACAAAUUUAAUUAGUUUAAAAAAACUACUGUAAUGUAGCGUAGCAUCAUCGUAGCAAAAUCACAGUGAAAACACCAGCAGCAGUAAAGACACAUCUCAGCAUUCCUGGAAAUUCCUGUGAAAAUGUCAUUGAAUUGAACGAGUCAGAAACAAACAGACCUGAUAAGGGAGCGAUCACUCUGCUAACACGAGUGUCGCAGUGUGCUAGUGCAAUAUCACUAAUUAUCUGACUGCAUUAUCCUGAAAUAUCUGUCUAAUAGCUGAUCUGUAGGAAACAAACACAAAACACUAUUUAUUGUCAGAUCAAAGUAACUGUUACUGUGCAAACAUUUUUUUAAGCUGGCUGUGGGAGGCUGCAGGUAGUGAUAAUGUUGAUAUUGCAUAUUGUAACAUUCAAACAUCAAUGUAAUACAUGUCAGAUCUCCACAAGUCCAUUAAUAGCUGCUCCAGUUUGAUUUCUAAAAGAUCUGAGAGAAUUAAGGAGAUGCAUCUUUGUAUCUCUCCUCUAAUCGAUCAAGUCCUGCUCUGUUUCAUUAACAUUUCAGUGUCAGUGCUUGGCUCUGAAUAAUUAGGAUGGGGAGCUUCAGGUAGGACAAGCCAACACUCUUCUGCCAGUUAUGCACUUGUUCUGAUGUAAUUUCCUGUCAUCAUUCAAAUUAAAAGAACACUCUUAGGAGCAGCUAUUAUAACCACUACCUGAGGAACAAAAUAACUUGUGUUUGUCUGUGUAAAUGCAAUACAAUUUCAAGUACAUUGAGUGCUGCAAACAUUAAUUUAAUGAGACAAACAUGGUUUUUUGUUGUCCUAAUUUUUUGUAUUGUGAAUGGAAAACUCCUAUAAAUGCAUAUGCAAUAUGAACAACAGCAAAAAAAUCAAAAAUCAAAUAGCUGACACUGUGCCUCUUUCGUGAGACCUGACAGUAGAUUUUUAAUUCCAAAGUAGGUUCAAGUAGGUUUUUGCGUAGACUGUUAGUAAAGCAUGUAAGCUCCUCCCAUCAGAGAGGUGCUAUAGAACACACUGCAAAAGCUGAAAUACCUCAAAAAUGGAGUCGUUAUGAACUAUGUGCAAUUUGAUUAUGAAACAUUGCAGGGAAUUAUUAAUAGAUUUAAUUUAAUUUAUGUGCAAUACUGAUGCUUUAUUCAUGAUGUCUAUGUGCUCUUGUCAAAUGCCUUUAAAUUUCUUCUUCUUAAUAUUGGUCUAAGGAGUUUGCAAAGAAAAGCGUCUGGACUUCUUUAAGUUGCUUGAAGACGUUUCACCUCUCAUUCGAGAAGCUUCUUCAGUUCUAAGGUCAA